Messenger RNA from Dermacentor silvarum, 2631 nucleotides. RefSeq names its product 39S ribosomal protein L21, mitochondrial (gene mRpL21). The record is from RefSeq and is a predicted model, not a curated record. Gene Ontology annotation, molecular function: structural constituent of ribosome. Lineage: Eukaryota; Metazoa; Arthropoda; Arachnida; Ixodida; Ixodidae. The transcript is spliced from 2 exons. Bases 16 to 681 code for a protein of 221 amino acids. Gene Ontology annotation, cellular component: mitochondrial large ribosomal subunit; ribosome.
UCUUUACGUGCCGACAUGAACGUGACCAAAAUGGCGCUGUCCAGUGGCAGGAGUGUGUGCAUGUCUCUGCUGCGGACUUAUCGCACGUUCGGGGCCGUCACUCCGUGGUCGGUGACUCGCGGUUUACGUUCGGAUGCAACGCGCCUGAAGCCCGUGGCUAGCGCCGCCGUAACGUCGCCCGAGCCCGCGCACAGACUGCCCGUCGUCGAAGGUAGCGUGGUCUCGUCGGACGAUGUCGAAGAGACGAGGCGCGUCUUGGAGAGCGUCAACACGCAGAUCGCCGGGAACACGGCGGGUCGCCUUUUCGCCAUCGUCUUCAUCCACGGCAGGCAGUUCAAGGUGACCGCGGAAGACCUGGUGCUCGUUCACGCCGACAUGCCGGUCGACAUCGGGGACUCGCUGCGUCUCGAGAAGGUGCUGAUGGUCGGUGCCCGCGACUUCACACUCCUGGGCCGGCCUCUGCUUGACCGCGGCCUGGUCCGCGUCGAUGCCACUGUCGUAGAGAAGACGCUGUCCAAAACCAAGCGAAACUUCAUCUGCAUCAGGCGGAGCCGUUACGAGAGGCACUACUUCUACCGGUUCGCGUACACCAUACUGCGCAUCAACUCCAUUGAGCUGCUGAGGGAUGUCAAUGCGCCAGCAGAUGGCCAUGACAGCUCCCGAUCACGCGUAGCCUACUGAACAGUGCAUAUCCUUUGGACUGGAAUCCAUGCGCUGAACCCGUUGAAGCAUCACGUAAGAGAAGGCAUUAGUGAUUGAAGAAAGUCAGAUUUCUUCCCCAUGCAUGUCGCGGUUCUCAAAAAAAAAAAAAAGAAAGCAAAGUACUAUACAGGCAUUUGUCGCUUGUUUGACUUCUUUAUUUCCCUAAACUCUUCAAGCCCAGUGUCAUGAUUUCACAGGAUGCAUAUUCUGGGCUUCUAAACGAGAAUGCAGUUUUCAAGCGAGAGAAAGUCAGAUUCUGGUGAGAUGGUCCAACUGUAUCAUGCCAGUUUGUCACCAUCUUUUGCUCAGAAAAUAAAGCUUCAUGUAAAGAGUUUUACAAAGUAUCCGUGCAGGAAUGGGAACUGUAAUAUUCAUCUUUGCAGUGCGAGCAGUUUUACAAACUUCAUGUGAUCCACAAAAAAGAAUUGUUAGAUUUUACAGAAAGUGUCAGAACAGCUUAUAAAUAUGGGGUACCUGCUACUGUGCCUUAGUGACUAAGGUGUUCUGCUGCUGAACACCAGGUUAAGGGUUUGAGUCCUGGCUUCAGUGGCCAUAUUUCAAUGGGGGCAGAAUAAAAAAAAUUUGCAUCUGCCAUGUUUUGUGUUUAUGUUAAAGAUAAGUCGGUUGGUCAGAAUUAUUCUAGAGUUCUCCACUACAGUGUGCCUCAAAGCACAUUGAUAAGCUUCAGAACGUUAAACCUCACAUUUAAUUUUUGAAGUAGUGCGUGGUUCAAUGCGCACAUAUAAAAAUUCAGGCAAAUGCCGCACACAAGUGUGGAAUGCAUGAUGCAAAACUUUGACUAUUUCUUGACAGGGGCUUGGGACCAUGUCUGGCACAUAUGCUGCCUUUAGUUCCAGGGUCCUGGACAAUGGAUGUUUAAAAUAAAUCAAAAUUGUUAAAAAACAACUGCAGCAGGAAGAGGAAGGACAAGCAUUAGCAGAAAAGGGCUCACACUUAUUUGAAGUUGACACUUUGCUUGACUUAAACUGAUGACUCUUAUUAUCACAGCUAUUGCGCAGGUUGUAGUGUAUCCAAGAGAACGGUGUCUGAUACUUUGCAUAACUUUUUUUUUCAUUUACUUCGUCACCCUGCCCCUUUCAAUUCCGUCACUUACAUUGGUAUAUAGAGUUCUUUGAAAACCUUGAAAUAUCAACACGCCAUAUUCAAGGCCUUCAAAACCCUUAAACUUUUAGGGUGGUGCUGUAAAAUUUUAAUCUUUUACUGAGCUUAGGAGAUUUUCUUAUGAUGUUCUGAAGCAAAAAGUUGGUGCAAUCUAAUAGUAGAACCAAUGAAUACUGGUUAACAUCCUUGCGAUGGCGCUUGGUGGCUUUAUGUAUUCCCAUUUCGUACAAUGCAAAGAGUUAUUGGCGAAUUGCUGGCUAAUAGCUAGUGUAUUAAUUUGAAACUAUCAUGCAUAAUGCUGCUUGAGUGCAUGAAAAUUCUUUGUCACAGCUUGGAAGUCCUUCAAAACCUUUGUCAGCUGUUGUUUGUUCAGUUCCUUCUUGUCACUACGUCUGUGAAAAACACCAAGUGGCCUAUCCAUCAGCCUCAUCCACAGCAAGUCUUGAAAUGAGUUCCAAAAGGCUGUUGUAUAAGUUGCAAAAGACCUUGUUACAUGCCACUGCCCUUUCUUCCCUCUCUUAGUUGUGUGCUAUAGUUGAGCUGGCUCCUGCUAUCUAAAAGAAGAAAACUGUUCUCAUAGUUAAAAAAAAAACUGUCAGCCUGUGCAUCUUUGUAUUGCUGAAAUGUGGGUGUGCAUUGCUUCAUUCAGGAAGUGCAAGCAAGGCACAGAAAUUGUUGCGCACAUUACAAGAUGUUUGGAAAGUGUCAAGAAUGACUGAUGUUCAUACCAGGCAUAUGUGCAUGUUCAUGUAAUGUGUUGUACUUGUAGAUGAUGUAAAUAUUCAUGUUUGAUUAAAGUAUAAACCU